AAAGUUAUUCCUCUUCUCAGCUCUCUGAAAUCAAAAAUGCUGGGACAUAUUCGCAAAUGCAAUCGAGGCAAGUCUAUCCGCAAGCUCCCCCAGGAAGACAUGGGUGGCAGCGGAAAUUGGUGGCGUAACGGCACGACAGCUUUGUAUCCUUGCAAGGUCCGUCGACCAGUCGUGCUUGUCAUGGGCGACUCCCAUACGCAAGGGAUGUACGGCGCUAACUAUGUGGAGGUACUCCAAGCGAGAUUUCCGGCCUUCCGCUUGGUAAAUGCAGGUCGAAACGGCGAGGUACUGGAAAGUAUUCGACGUCGUACUAUACCACUGCUCCAAGCGUUUGGCGGGGACGUUGUGGGUGUGGUCAUAUUGGGCGGCACGAACGACUGUCUGGCGAACCUGAAUGCCUCGACUCGGGCUCUAAUCCGCCUUUACAAUCCCUUCCUCAGGGAGCUUCCCCUCCUUUCUGAGUACACCAAGAUCCUUCACGACCUGCUGGCUACCAUUUAUGCGCACGAGGUCUCGUCAUACAUCGACAUUUGCUGCGUGACUCCCCCGAUGAUUGCCGAGUGCCCCGACUCCCUCGAGAACAAGCUGGUUGACAGCGUAUGUGACGACAUUCGGGCCACAGUGCGGCGAAUAACGCACAAGCGAAGGGAGAAGGGGGUCGAGAAUCUCGUCACACAAGAAAAAAAGGGUGCAGAUGGACGAAUGGAGGUGACUACCGGCGCAGGGGUUCUUCUUCCGCCGGCUUUGUCCAGCUCCGAGCUUCCAAAGACAUGCUGGCCUGGGGGCAAGACUGAGGAAAGAGACGCCGACGACUGGCAGCACGAGCAGGGUCAUCGAUAUUGGCGAGCUCGGCAAGGCCAUCAUCGCUCCUCUCUAACCUCAUCGGGGCCUCCUCGCCCUCGACGCCGCCUGCAUUGUCUUGACUUCAACAUGCAUAUGAAGCGGCACUUGGAGGAGGUAAUAGCCGACAAGCCGCGAAAGGCAUUCGAACCCGAUUUCUUCAACAUGUGCUUCAACAGCGGGGUCAGUCUGGUCAGUGGGUCUGUCUUAAAGUGGGACUCAGUCUCUGCCGCGCGCGGCCUCGCGCUGCACAAUGACGGAGUGCACAUGAACGAGAGAGCUAUCGG
Molecule: messenger RNA, 1127 nt
Organism: Nannochloropsis gaditana CCMP526
Product: gdsl-like protein
Exons: 1
Source: RefSeq, a predicted model, not a curated record